AUGAGGCUGAUAAUCCAGGCAGCAGCACUGAUUAGUGUGAUUCAGGCAUGGGUCAUGUUCAUGCACCAGAGAGUUGUUCGUCGUGCUGGGAGACCUUUGAUCCGCUAUGGUUCACUGCUUGUCGAGACCUUCAGGAGCAGGGGGCUGCUGCAAGAUAGCAUCAACACCAGUGUCGAAGAGCAAGUGCCCAUGUUCCUCCAUGUUGUUGGCCAUAACCAGAGGUUCAGGGUCAUUCACAACACGUUCAGGAGAUCAAUGGAGACCAUCUCUAGGUACUUUAAGCAGGUGUUUUUUGCUAUUGGGGAGCUUAGAGGCGAGAUGAUCAGGAGACCAUCUGGUCAGACUCCACCCAAGAUUCGCGGAAGCCUAAGAUGGUAUCCAUACUUCAAGGAUUGCAUUGGGGCAAUAGAUGGUACUCAUGUCACUGCCAGAGUUCGUAGGUCACAGUCUGCAGCAUACAGGGGGAGGAAGCACUACACAAGCCAGAAUGUGCUUGCUGCUGUUGACAUUGAUCUGAAGUUCACAUAUGUGUUGGCUGGCUGGGAGGGGUCAGCGCAUGAUGCUAACAUUCUCAGUGACAACAUGAGUCGACCUGAUGGGAUCAACAUCCCCGACGGCAAGUUCUACCUUGGAGAUGCUGGCUAUGCAUGUCGGCCGGGUAUUCUUCCACCCUUCAGGAAAACCAGGUACCAUCUCAACGAGUUCUCUGGUAGGAACUAUCCUAGGACUGCACAGGAGCUGUUUAAUCUCAGACACUCCAGCCUUAGAGUAACUGUUGAGAGGGCAUUUGGAGCUCUGAAGAAUAGGUUUAAGAUCCUGGAUCAGAAGCCAUUCCACCCAUACUCCACUCAGAUUAAGCUAGUUCUUGCUUGUUGCAUUCUGCAUAACUGGAUCCUCCAGUGGGGCUUUGAUGAACACGUGCAUGAGGAGGAAGAGGUUGAGCCUGACGAUUGUUAUCUCUGGCCAUGGUGA
Messenger RNA from Aegilops tauschii subsp. strangulata, 972 nucleotides. NCBI's taxonomy places the organism in Eukaryota, Viridiplantae, Streptophyta, Magnoliopsida, Poales, Poaceae. The record is from RefSeq and is a predicted model, not a curated record.